CUUCAGACUUUCGCGUGUCGCUGCUCGUGCCAUGCAUAGACGCUUGAGCAAAAUUCUGUCAAAUUGAGGUUGUUUUCUGCCUUCCAGCCGGGCUUCCUCAUGGCGAUCACCCUGUACAACUUGUUUGAAGCUGCGCUAUUAUGUAUCAAUGCCAUCGCCGUGCUGCACGAGAAACGAUUUCUGGAGAAGAUAAACUGGGGCAGAGAGCAAGCCGCACAUGGGUUCGAGCCUGGUGCUAAGUCGCAGAUAAUUAACCUGAUUCAUUCUGUGCGGACGGUUAUGAGGAUACCUCUAAUCUUCAUCAAUGCCUUGAUCAUCAUUUUCAAGCUACUCUUUGGGUGAUUAAUGGCUUCGAUGGGCGCUGCGCCUUCCUUUCGUGCAAAUGCAAUUCGCUGUACAUGUGUGCUUGUCAGGUGAAUAAAAUUUCUGGCUAUUUUUGUAUCUAAUGGGGCCGAUUUCCUUUCUGGUAAAAGCCUGGGGGUAGAUCCCAACUGACGUUUUGCAUUGAAACACAAUUUCUUUUUUUGUUCUUGUGUUAUAUAAAAGUUCGGUUCUUCGUGUAUGUGUUGGCGUGUGUGUGCAUACAUGUGCAAAAUGUAAAAAUAAGGUGGGUGGUGCUUCAACCUCCCAAACCAGUCUCCUGGCUACACCACUGUAUAGGAACAUUGUUGCAGUAACCUGCAGUUCAGAAGAAACUCGAAAUAGCUGCAUAUUUGUGGUAGCUAAAAGGGAUGGCAUGCUGGCAGGUGCCUCUGCAUAUUGUUUCCACACUUUCCUCGCAACCUCAUGCAAUUUUCUAAAGUGUUCCCUAUUUUUGUAAAUGAAUAUUGUCAUAUAACUAAAAGCCUCGGCCCAUCACCAUUUAUUGGUAAAUCUCUCAAAUGGGGCAGUGGCAAUCUUUAGUGGGUGUUGUAGCACAUGCUGCACUUUUUUUUUUUUUUAACAAUCAAGGAACACAUUGAUUCCAGCUUUUCUGAAGUCUACUGGUGGACAACAGAUGAGCCAACGAAAGUGAUGUGAUGACUGCUUAGUUUGUAAUUCUUCUGUCUGAUGGUACAACCCAUUGUUAUUCGUGAAUGGACAAGCAUUGAUCAGUAGGUGAGGAUAUAACUUGAAACCAAAUGAACUAAUAUACAUUUUGAGUAGCUAACCUCUAGAGAUACGCAUGAGUAUGAAACACUUGUUUAACAUGAGGCAAUUGCAUGUGAUGGCAGUAGGUUUCAGGCCGAUUCUCACACCUUCCUACUUAGGUUCCCAGUGCAAGUUGUCGAAUGAGGGCUUUUUUCGUGCCUCCUUUUCAGGAGACUAGUGCAGAUGCAGAUACUAUGACUCCUCUUUGGGUAUCCUACCUUUCUCUGACAGACCACAAUGCAACUGCUUCAUACCCAAUUAACCAUGUCAGUGUUUUAGAAACCUUUGAGCUGUUUCUGUGGGUGGCACUAAAGAGAAAGACAAAAGUGCAAUAUGCAAAGCCCUCAAUUUUAGCAGGCAAUUGUCGCUAGAUAUGCCCAUUCCCACUGUUGAACUUGCUUUUCUAAUUUCUGCACACGAAAAGGGGUAAUCUGUAGCUUAACUUGUUGUCACCGUCAUUCUCUGUUCUACUUCAAAUCCUUUUGUAUUCACGACCAUUUUUUAUUCUUGUAUUGAUAUUAGUGAGUUGGAGUGCUCGUGGUCUCUUUCACUAUGAUGAGGAAAAGUUUUGAGAUGAAGUGCACAUGUUCGAAUCUUCAUGUGUAUUGUAGAUUUACACAGAAGCUCUUCAGGAGGGUCAGAGCUCUCGUGAAGCAUUUAUUUAAAUGCUAUUUGACCUAAUGCAAUAUGUUGUACAGAUGCCUUCAUUGUCAGCCUGCAUGUAUGAUAAUUUUGUACAGUGUACUUUAUGAAUUCAAUCAUUGGUACGCUAUGCCAAAACAGCAUUUCUAGCAACAGCAUAUGGUGAGGAGAUGUAGUAAAAUCACUGAAAUGAAACGAGUGUUUGAUGUACGCCAAAAGAAUAGUGGCUAGGCGAAGUACAUGCAGAGAGAUGUACAACAAUAAAGUUGGAUUUCGUCGGCCCAUUUCACAGCUGCAUAGUGACCUAAUAAAAACUGGUGCCUUCAUAUCUUCUCGAUAAUGCUGAACAAUGUGAAGCAUGCACCUAUGCCCACAAAAGACUAUUUAGGUUUGAUCUGAGAAGCAUACAUGGAAUUUUAACCUGAUGGCUGGAGCGUUGGGCUCUAGUGCCAAGAGACUGCAGUUUGAUGGCACCAUCAGGCAUGCAGUUAUAUUUUUUUCUUUUUCUAACAGUUAUGGUCAGCAGAGUCUUAAGGUUGGCAAAAACAUAUGUCUAUUAGAAGCCAUAAAAAAUGAAUAAAGUGUACCCUGUUGUAUUUCUUCUACUCGGAACAUGUAGAAACACAAUCACUGGUUCAGUUCUGUGGCAUUCGAACGUUCGACUUAGUUUGCUUGCCUAGCUUGCCUGGUAAAUUUUCAGAACUUGCCGUUUUAUGUGGUCAAGCGAGCUGCUUGGUUAAACUAUUACGGUUUUGCCACCUGUUUGUGACUAAAAUAAACAUAAAAUGCACACUUCAGUCAAUUCUUGUGGUUUUGUGUAAUGCAACAUGGUUAACCCUAUAUAUUACCCCAGCAUUAUCAGAUAGUUGUGAUAAUUGUAUGUAAUUAUACAGAAUAAUGAGCAUAUGCUUACAUAUACUCUUGUUUUUGAUAAAUAUCUAUGUUAAUUGUAUGUUUCUCACACAUCUAGGAGGUUACAUAAGAUAAUAAAACUGUUAAAGAAGCA
Messenger RNA from Rhipicephalus microplus (southern cattle tick), 2779 nucleotides. Its product is annotated as immediate early response 3-interacting protein 1. The record is from RefSeq and is a predicted model, not a curated record. NCBI's taxonomy places the organism in Eukaryota, Metazoa, Arthropoda, Arachnida, Ixodida, Ixodidae. Gene Ontology annotation, cellular component: Golgi membrane; COPII-coated ER to Golgi transport vesicle; endoplasmic reticulum membrane. Gene Ontology annotation, biological process: endoplasmic reticulum to Golgi vesicle-mediated transport.